CCAGACGUUUGCACCUUGGUCCCGGUCUCGAAAGUUCAAUGAAGCCAGACACCUCCCUCCGGCCAGGAACAUGAAGGGCUUAUCGGGAAGCCGCUCCCAACACCAGAUCCCUUUACCCCAUGGCCUUGACUAUGAUCCCUAUGUGCAUGACGUCCACCCGCACCAUGGCUCGGACUCCCGCCACACUUCCUACUUACUCAGCCCAACAGAGAGCUGCCCUAUGGACUUCCAACAUCGCUACUCACCACGGAGCUCCAUCCACUCCGACUGUAUGAUGAUGUCCCCGGUUGUGAUGCCUCCCGUCGCCGUGUCCGACCACAUCUCCAGCAGCACCUUCCCCCGAAUGCACUACAGCUCCCAGUAUUACGAUUCGGCAACAAGGGACGACUGCGUCGCCAUCACCGCCUCUGCCACCUCGCCGGCGGUUGCCGCAGCCGCAGCCGCGGCCGCCGCCUCCUCGCAUCACGGCGGCACCAAGAGCAAUCGCCUCCCUGCCAAUCUGCUGGAUCAGUUUGAGAAGCAAAUGCCACUCCACCGGGAUGGCUUCCACACGUUACAGUACCAGCGCACAUCCACCACCGCCGAACAACGCAGCGAGAGUCCUGGCCGCAUCAGACACCUUGUUCAUUCAGUCCAGAAGCUCUUCACAAAGUCCCACUCCCUGGAGGGAUCGUCAAAGAUGAAUGGCACAAAAGGCGACGUCGUCGGAGGCGGAGGAUCAGGGGGUUACCAUCAUCACGGCCAUCAGACAAACAAACACGGGAGCAAGAGGAGCAAGAGCAAAGAACGCAAGCACCGAUCUGGCGGCUGGUGGAGCUCCGAUGACAAUCUGGACAGCGAUAGCACCUACCGCACUCCCAGUGUUAUGUCACGACAGCACGGGGAACAUAUCACCCAUUGUUACCCAGAUUCCAUACACGGACACCACUUUGGAGACCUGUCACUCAAGGCCUCGAAGAGUAACAACGACGUCAAGUGCAUAGCCUGUGACAGUAUGGCAAUGGCGCCCGAAGGCAAAUUCAUGAAGAGGAGCUCCUGGUCUACGCUGACAGUUAGCCAAGCUAAGGAGGCUUAUCGAAAGUCAUCGCUCAACCUCGAGAAAACCAUGAUGCACACAGACCUGAAGCCUUCACGGACCUGUCACUAUCUACAGGUUCCUCAAGAUGAGUGGGGAGGAUACCCUGGGGAGAAGGAUGAUGAGAUCCCAUGUCGGCGGAUGAGGAGCAGUAGCUACGUCAAAGCAAUGGGAGAGGUGGAUGAUGAUAGCGGCGAUUCUGAAAGCCCCAAGACCUCCCCACAGAAAUGCGUUCGGCCGGAUGCUCUGGUCCUCAAGUCAGCCAUGCAGAGACCCCAUUUCGACACCCAUAGCCGGGGCUACCGCUUGCAAACCAUGAGAGACAUGCGGGCCCACCCGAGUGUUACGUUGGAUCCCGCCACCACCUUUCAUCCGCCGCCCUUCCGCUCUCGCAACCAGAGUUACAUGCGCGCUGUCAGCACCCUCAGUCAGGCUAGCUGCGUCAGCCAGGUGAGUGAGACUGAGAUCAAUGGCCAGUUUGAGUCAGUUUGCGAGUCCGUUUUUAGUGAAGUAGAAUCCCAGGCUAUGGAGGCCUUGGACCUGCCGGGUUCGUUCCGCACUCGAAGCCACAGUUACCUCCGUGCAAUACAGGCUGGUUAUUCCCAAGAUGACGACUGCUUGCCUUCAAUGACAUCCUCCACUGUCACUUCAACUCUCAGAUCCACAACAGGCGCCCGUAGCUUAGCUGGGGGGCGUAGAGAGUACGGUAGGUCCGGCAUUCAGUUUCGUCUCCCUACUUCAUGCAGUGUGGACCGCGCUCAGCCACCACCAGCGGUGUCAUAUCCUCCUAGUUACAAGAAGACCCCACCUCCUGUGCCCCCGCGCGCCACCACCAAGCCUCUUAUCUCUGUGACAGCCCAGAGCAGCACCGAGUCCACCCAAGAUGCCUACCAGGAGGGGAGGCAACCGCGAGGCGGUCUGUGGGCCACCGACAGCCUCGGACGUCCCAUCUACAGCUCCAUGGACAGUCUGGACAGCUCCAAAGCGGUCACGAUGGCCAUGGAGUCCGCGGCGCCCAAGAGGCACGCGUCUUUGGGUAGCCACAGCUCCAUCCAGACAUGCGACAAAGCCGUGUUGGUAUCCAAGGCGGAAGAGUACCUCAAAACCCCGAGAUCCUCUAUCGGGAUACAGGUGGAAACUGUGACAGACUCAGAGACUGAGAGCAAAGGCCUUCCUCAGUUUCACUCGAUAGGUAUCCAGGUGGAGGAUCACAAAAGGCGUGGGCGGGUCAAGCGCUCCAACAGUGUUACCACUGCAGUGCAAGCCGACAUGGAGCUGGAGGGCUUCCCCUCCAUGGAAGACAAAGGUCUGCAGUUCGGUGGCGCUUUCGGUCGCCACUCUGAGCCAAGCACGCCCACGCAGUACGGAGCCAUCCGGACGGUGCGCACACAGGGCCUGUUUAGCUACAGGGAGGACUACCGAGUCUCCAGUGGGCCCCCCAGCCCACAGCCUGAACCCUGGCUGGCUGAACCCAGCCUGGAGGCCAGCGAGACGGGUCGAGUGUCUCCUCUUCGCAGGGACGGAGGCUGGUUCAUGCAGCUUCUUCAUAAUGAAUCCAAAAGGAUGGAGGAAUGGUGUAAAGAGAUGGAGAGGGAGGCCGAGGAGCAUGAUCUGUCGGAGGAGAUCCUAGGUAAAAUCCGGAGUGCGGUGGGAAGUGCCCAGCUGCUCAUGUCCCAAAAGUUUCAGCAGUUUUACUGGCUUUGUCAGCAAAAUCUGGACCCAAGCGCCAUGCCCAGACCCACAUCUCAGGAUCUGGCCGGAUUCUGGGACCUCUUGCAGCUUUCCAUUGAAGACGUCACUGCCAAAUUCGAAGAGCUGCAGCAGAUCAAGAACAACCAGUGGCAGCUGGUGGAGAGUCCUGAGAAGAAGGAUCGAAAGUGGAUUCCUCCUCUGACCAAGAGGCCCUCCAGGGGCCGUGGUGGCGUGAUGCGGGAGCGAUCCCUGGACCUCCAGGACCGCCAGCGUCAGGAAGCCCGUAGACGGCUCAUGGCCGCCAAGCGUGCGGCGUCGUUCAGACAGAACUCGGCCACCGAGCGGGCUGACAGCAUCGAGAUCUACAUCCCGGAAGCUCAGACGAGGCUUUGAGGUCCACGGAUUCAUCCUUGGUCACCAUUGUUGUGUUUCCCAUCCAACACCAGCUCUCGGCAUCACAUCUAUCUUCCAUCACUCAUUUAAAGAUGUAUUGCCAUUUACUAUAGCCUUUAUUUCAAAAUGCAGUCUACAAAUCAACUCUGCAAAUUAUGAGGGGUGCGGUGCUUGAAGCAAGCUCAAACAACCUUUUUCCCCUUCAGUUAUUAUGAGUUGAUCAAGAGCCUUGUAGGUGAGCUGCUAUUGCCCCAAAUCAACACUCGAUUUAUAUAUUUUGUUGCCCAUUGUAAAUUAAGUAAUAAUUUGGUAGGAGUCAAGUCCUUAAAAUAAUCCCAGUUGAGAAUUCCACAUUGCCAUUUCCACCUUCAUCCAUUUGACUCAUGGAACUGAUUUUUCUUGUCUGCUGCCGGUUGCGUUCACAGUGCAGAACAACAGGAAGAGGAGAGUACGGAACAAAGCAUUUUUGCGCCUUACGAUAUUCAUGUUUGUAUUUCCAAGGGAAAUGUAGUUUAUGAAGCUCACAUGAUAAUGUUGCAGUUGAAUUGCAAAGGACAGUUUUUUUUUUUUGGUUCUUUUUUUUUCAUGCCAUUCUGCAUGAUUCAUUCGGAUAUUCUGAUAAGUAUACUUACAUUGGAAUCUGCAUUUAGUAGUGACAGGACCGUUGGUUGUUUUAACAGAUCAUUUGCAUCGGUUGACAUUAGGGCAUGCGUCUACGCUGCAGCAUUUAGCUCGGAUUUCACACACACACACACAAAAAAAAAAAAACGCCAUUUAGUCAACAAAAGAGAGGCGCAAAUGACACUUUAACACUGGUCAGUUACUAUAGUAAAUGGUGCUGCUUUUUACUCUCCAAA
This is a messenger RNA of Hippocampus comes (tiger tail seahorse), 4017 nucleotides long. Its product is annotated as disks large-associated protein 2-like. Lineage: Eukaryota; Metazoa; Chordata; Actinopteri; Syngnathiformes; Syngnathidae. The record is from RefSeq and is a predicted model, not a curated record. The transcript is spliced from 13 exons. The coding region runs from base 71 to 3160 and encodes 1029 amino acids. Gene Ontology annotation, cellular component: glutamatergic synapse; postsynaptic specialization. Gene Ontology annotation, biological process: signaling. Gene Ontology annotation, molecular function: molecular adaptor activity.